AUGGUUGUAGUAGGCGAGAUCUCGCGGCUCAGCUCAGCCGAGGGCCCGGCUGUUGAAGCCCGGAUCGCAACACCUGGCUCUGCAUCCAAGGCCCGCAUGAGCGAGGAGGAGCAUGCCGAGGGCGGGCGGAGGCUAGUUGACGUCGACGCCGAGGUGGCCGGUCGAGGCGGCGAGAUUAUGGGUGAGGACGAGGCGGUGGCGGUGCUGGCAGGGGCACGGGUGGCGGUGGCGGCAGGUGGCGCUGGAGGUGAUGCCGCGGACGAGGUGUUCGUGGGAGGCGAGUCUGGCCAUGGAAGCGAGUCUGGUAAUGGAGAUGAUGGCGAUGAUGGCGAUGAUGCGAUGAGGUAUGCGGGGUAUGCUGCGCUGGACGGAGAUGACGGCAGCUGGUCUGGAUCAGAUGGCGAUGAGGCGGCGAUGAACGGGGGCGACGUUGGUGGCAGCGUCGGCGGACCCACUGGAUGGGACUUACCGGCUACCGAGGUGGUGGACGGGGCGUUUGAGGCCUCUUUUCCUCCUGUGCCCGAGGUGGAGAGGAUGGAUCCCAAAGUUGUGGCCGAGAUCAAAGCCUUUAUGGCCACCGUGCCGGUCGACACCUCGCGCAUGCCGGCUUGGGCCAAGCUUCCUGACGAAGUCUGGCUCCAUCCGCUCCUUGCACAGCUUGGACUCCCUACCGACGACGACACAGCGACGCCAGACCAUGCUGCUGCCGAUCCGUCGACCUGACCCGCCCGAUCUUGAUCAACGCGGUCUAGUGUAACUGGCAUCAAGCCAUCAUCUGCAUCCCGAGCUGCACGGCUCUACUUUCAGCCGACCAACAUCUUAUCCCAAGACACUACAACAACCUGUAAAUCAAUCCUCCCCCUC
Thecamonas trahens ATCC 50062 is the source of this 864-nucleotide messenger RNA. RefSeq lists its product as uncharacterized. The record is from RefSeq and is a predicted model, not a curated record. The coding region runs from base 1 to 723 and encodes 240 amino acids. Lineage: Eukaryota; Apusomonadida; Apusomonadidae. The transcript is spliced from 2 exons.